AUGGCGGGCUUUCUAAAAUCGACUGAUCUUGGACCGCACCCCCAUGGAUACGGCGCGGGUCACCAUCCGCACCAUGCGCAUCCGCAUGGACAUUUACCGCCCGGAAUGCCUAUGACAUCUUUAGCCCCGUUCGGUCUACCUCACGGGCUAGAUGCUGUAGGGUUUCCGCAAGGUAUGUGGGGCGUUAACCCUCGAAAACAACGUCGCGAACGAACCACUUUCACCCGCGCUCAAUUAGACGUACUGGAGGCACUUUUUGGGAAGACACGAUACCCAGAUAUUUUCAUGCGCGAGGAAGUAGCACUAAAAAUAAAUCUUCCUGAAUCAAGAGUACAGGUAUGGUUCAAGAAUCGGCGCGCCAAGUGCAGGCAGCAGUUGCAGCACCAGACUUCAACAAAUGCUAACAGCACUAAAUCGUCUAGCGGCGGUAGCAGUUCGAGCAUGUCAGUUCGUCAACAGUCUAGCAGUGCAUCCGGUUCGCUAGGCGGACCGUCCAAUAAUUCGGCAUCGACAACCACCGGAGGUAGUAACAACAGCAAUAGUAAGAACUCGAUCGUGAACGCUAAUAAUAAACCGACGAUAAAGCACACACCGAUGAACAACCACAGUCACAAUCAUUGUCAGUCUAGUGGGCCGUCAGGAAAUCUAGCCGGCGGAGUUGCAACCGCCAAUAAUGUAGGCCAGUCAAACGCGAGCGUUGCGAGUCAUAACGGCUCUCAGCACAGUCUCAAUCACAGCAAUGCCUCACCAAUACUACCGAUCACGCCGUCGACCUCCGUUAGCCCACCAAUUAACGUGAUCUGUAAGAAGGAGCAAACUUCAUCCUUUCAUCAUGGAGGCACCACCUCUAGUAGCGAAGCGGCUAUGAAAGCGGUUGCGGCGGUGGCUGGUUACGAGUUACUGAAAGAGUCCGAGUUGAAUCUUGCGCACCAUUCUCCGGCCACUUACGUCAACAUCAACUCACGACUGGGCCAAUCUCUCGGGGCGGGAGGAGGCGUCUCCGGAGGCAUCGGCAGUGGCACAAUUGGUAGCUCGAUCGGCGGCGUGGUCGGUGGUAUAAGUAGCGUUGGGCUCACUAACGGACCAUCGGCUGCCGGAAACUUGACACCGCUCGGUUCAAAUUCUUCUAUAAUGACUACACCAUCGCCACCGAUUACUCCGCAGACAUCACACAAUCCGUUGUCGUACGUACCAAAUCACGAAACGUAUAACUUCUGGCACAACCAGUACCAGCAGUAUCCAAACAACUACAACCCGCCGUCUUAUUACAGUCAGAUGGAUUACUUCAAUAAUCAGAAUCAAGGCAACUACAAUAUGAGCCACACAGGCUACGCGACUUCUGCUAACUUCGGUCUCACUUCCACGUCUGCCCUUUCCGGGCCAAUGGGUUCGCAAACUUUUAGCCCAAAUGGACUCGAUUAUAUAAGUCCACAAGAUAAAUAUGUCAACAUGGUGUAA
This is a messenger RNA of Anopheles cruzii, 1458 nucleotides long. RefSeq names its product homeotic protein ocelliless (gene oc). The record is from RefSeq and is a predicted model, not a curated record. The coding region runs from base 1 to 1458 and encodes 485 amino acids. The transcript has 3 exons. Gene Ontology annotation, cellular component: nucleus. Gene Ontology annotation, biological process: regulation of transcription by RNA polymerase II. Gene Ontology annotation, molecular function: DNA-binding transcription factor activity, RNA polymerase II-specific; RNA polymerase II cis-regulatory region sequence-specific DNA binding. NCBI's taxonomy places the organism in Eukaryota, Metazoa, Arthropoda, Insecta, Diptera, Culicidae.